Drosophila kikkawai is the source of this 5817-nucleotide messenger RNA. It is a transcript of the gene vir, whose product is annotated as VIR_N domain-containing protein. The record is from RefSeq and is a predicted model, not a curated record. Gene Ontology annotation, cellular component: RNA N6-methyladenosine methyltransferase complex. Lineage: Eukaryota; Metazoa; Arthropoda; Insecta; Diptera; Drosophilidae. Gene Ontology annotation, molecular function: RNA binding.
GUAACCUCUGGUCACACUGCCGGCACACUUGACGCCAACUCGGUUAUUUUCGGAAAAUAAAUAAAAACUUUUAAGCAGCUGAACUAAUUAAAGCACCAUUAUUAAUUAGUCUCUAAACAUGGCCGAGGUAGACGACGGUUCCGAGCUGUUGUUUUUCGACACCUUCUCCCACGAGGAAGUGACGGACAUCAACUUGGAUUUGGUGCAGUUUCCCAAGCCGGUAUUCAUCACACAGGUGCGGAUCAUCCCCCUUGGAGCCCGUGUGCAGGCUGACUUUCCCGGCGGCGUUCGCCUAGGGGCCACUAAUCCCUCCAAGUUCGACCUGGAGUUCUUUGUGAACGACUUGGGAAUGCCGGGUGCCUCGGCUUUCGAGAAUCUCGGCCUGUUGCGGUACAAUCAGAACGAUUGCAUCCACCUGGACUGCUCGCAGGAGAAGAUACCAACGGAUGGAUUGGUGCUGCGCGGUUGGUACAGCACCAUUACCUUGGCUGUGUAUGGAAUCCUCACCAAUUCGGUGACGGAGCCCAUUGCCAGUCCAACGAUGCCCUGUGAGCCUGUCGGUGCGGAGAUGUGCAAUCUGAGUGGUGAGGUUCUGCUGCAGGAGGAUGUGCUGAAGGAUGAGUGGCAGGAACCCAUGCAGGCGGAGAUCUUGACGGCGCACAAGGGCAACGUGAGUGACUACGAUCCGGAGGAGAUGGAGUACGCUCUGACGCGGGAACACUACCACCAGCAGCAGCAGCAGGCCGAGGAGCAGGAGCAGAGGGAAAUGCGCCGCCUGCGUCGCUCCACGCACUCUACGGAUCAAUCGCCUCCGCCGCCGCCAAGAAGAUCGCACACGCACUCCGAGAGCAACGACAGAGAGUACAUCAGGCAUUCACGCGACAAGGGCUCCAGGGAUUGGUCGCGUUCUCCGGAUUAUUCCAGCCACCGGUCGUCGCGUCGCAAGCGCUCUGAGCGAUCCCGCUCCGAUGUGGAUGAGCACAAGUGGCCCAGAACGCCGCCGGCAUCGAUAGAUUCCCCGACAAGACCGCGUUCGCCUGACACCAUGGACUACGAUGACGAUGAUUCGCGCUCGCACUACAAGAUGCAGUCCUCGCACUACAGACACUCCUCGGAGUCGCUGCAUCGUGGCGAGAGAGACCGGGACGAUGAGGAGCGUUCCUGCACGCCCCAGGAACAGUUUGAGCCCAUUCUCAGCGAUGAUGAAAUCAUAGGCGACGAGGAGGAGGACGAUGGCGUGGAUGCCGCAGCCAUUGCCGAGUACGAAAGGGAACUGGACUUGGCAGCGGCCUCGGCUCCACCUGCCAUCGAUGCCUUUGAGCCCUGGCAGAAGCCGCUGCAGUUCUAUGACGGUGAUUUGUCUGCGCACUUCAGCAAGGAGCUGGAAACCCUGCGGCUGCUCUUCAAGAAGCUCGCUUUGCAGACACGUUGCGAGAAUGUGGCUGCCUUUGGCGAGGAACACGGUGCCAGUGUGGACGAAAGGGAACAGUUUGUGUACUUGGGCGAGCAGCUGAACAACCAGUUGGCCUACUUGGCGCAGCACUACAAGCGGCGCAACUUUGUCCUGCAGCAGUUCUUCGGCAACGAUGACCUGCAUCUCCGCCAGGCGGCGAAUGUCUUGCAGAUAGCCCUGAGCUUCCAGGCAGCCUGCAUGCAGCCCCAGCCCGCCUUUAAGAUUCGUCACAUCAAGCUGGGCGCCCGUAUGGCCGAACUUCUGGGCAGCAGCGAGGAUCUCUUCCAGCAUUUGCUCAAGGAGCAUCACUUUGAUCCCUUCGAGGCGGUUUUCCGGCUGUACCACGAACCCUACAUGGCGCUGUCUAUUAAGCUGCAACUCCUAAAAGCCAUUUACGCCCUGCUGGACUCCCGGCUGGGCAUCCAGCAUUUUUUGGCCUCCAAGAGCAAUGGCUACCAGGUGAUAAUGGAGUCCCUAAAGGCGGCCAAGCUAACCAGGACCAAGUACGCCCUUCAGGCCAUCAUCAAGAAGCUGCAUCUGUGGGAAGGUUUAGAGAGCAUCAAGACCUGGUGUCGUCGCCUCUUUGUGGACCGGAAUGUAGCGAAAGAGGAGGAGGAUGAGGACAAGGGCACGCAUCUGCAGAUUUGCCAGCAGCUGGAGUUCACCUUUGAGAUGCUAAUGGAUGCUUUGACCACCAGCCAGUUGAGCUACCAGCAGCCGCGUCGCUUUCUUCCCGUUUCCAAGAAGUUUGAGGUGGUCACCGAUUCCAUGGCGCAGCGCAGCUUCGGGAAUGCUUUGCAGUCGUAUCUGGGGCAACACAGCUUGGCGGAGUGCCUCCUACUGAUGCUGGGCCAUUGCAAGGAGCUGCCGGCCAAGACUUACCUAUGCCUGCUGGACCUGAUGCACGGCCUGCUGCGAUCCCAUGUGGGCAUCGAUUACUUUGUGGAUGAUGCCUUUGAUGUUACCCAGGCGAUUGUGGCCAUAUUGCUGGGUUUGGAGGAUGUGCCCAGGCAGCCCAAAGUGGAGGAGGCCAAGGUGGAGAAGUCUGAGGUGGAGGAAAAGCCGGUGGCAGAGCCUGUGGAAGGAGAGGAUCCAGAGAAACCGAGUGAAGCCGCCGAGGAGGCGGCACCUGCAGGUGGGACUCCUCCAACUCCCACUACCACUACCGCUCCCGCUCCCCCACCCGCUCUGAGACCCCGACCCAUACUUCGUCCCGUGCUGCCACGCCUCGCCCGACUGGGCAUUGAGAUGUCCUACAAGGUGCAGACCCGCUAUCACCUGGACGCCAUAGUCUAUGCUGCUGCGGCACCGGAGUACGAUGCCGUCAAGAUUGCCACCCACAUGCAUGCUAUUUACUCGCAGACCUGCGAUCCCGCCGGACGCCAACACACCGUCGAGGUUUUGGGUUUGAACAACAAUCUCAAGAUCUUCAUGGACCUCAUCAAGAAGGAGCAGCGUCUGCAGACCCAGCGCCAACUGAGCUCGCCGGGCAUGAAGUACAAGAGUCCCGUGCUGAGUUAUGCCGUGGAUAUGGUAGAUGCUUGUGUGCGUUACUGCGAGCAGUUGGAUUACCUCAUUGAGCACGGGGCGGUGAUCCUGGAGCUGGCCAAGAAUCAUGAGACAUUCGAGCCCUCUGUGUCAGCGGUUCUGCAGGAGAUGUACGUGUACAUGAAGCCACUGGAGGCCAUUAAUGUGUUUGUUUACGACGACAUCAUGCCCCUGGUGGAGGUGAUUGGUCGCUCUCUGGAUUACCUGACCACCUUUCCUGGGGAUCUGAUUAUGGCUUUAAGGAUCUUGCGUUACCUGGCCAUUAGCAAGCCCAUCUUGGGCCAGAAGGCGCCUGCCGUGACCGAGGAGCUGAAGCAUCGGUUUGUGGCCUUGCAGUUGUACGCGGCGGAUGGUGUCCAGCUCUGCAUCCAGAUUAUGGAAAGGUUGUGCGCUUACUUUGAGCAGCCGGGAGCCCAUGCCCCGGCCUUAAUGACCAUUCAGGGCGUGCACUGCUGUCAGAUUAUGCUGCCCACGCUGCAGAUCCUCAGGGAACUGCUAACCUAUGCGAUUCUGUGCCGGGAUGGCACCUACAAGGACCUCACCGCCAUCGAUCAUAUAGUGAAGGUUUACUAUCUGCUAUAUUACUUCCCCACGCGGUGCCAGGCUGGCAUGGAGGUGGAGCAGUGCAAGAUGGAGGUGGUCCAGACACUGCUGGCCUAUACCCAGCCUAAUGAGCAAGACGAGGAGUCGCUGCACAAGUCGCUGUGGACGCUGAUGAUCCGGGAGGUUCUCAAGAACAUUGACGGACCCGCCCACUUUAUACCAGGACUCAAGCUUCUGGCCGAGCUGCUGCCCCUGCCGCUGCCCAUGCCCCAGCCACUGUGCGACCAGCUGAAGCAGCAGCACAAGCAGCGCCUGAUUACCGAGCGAAAGCUGUGGUCUGCCCACCUGCAUCCGCAGAGCGGCCAGAUUGCCAAGCUGGUGGAGGCUCUGGCUCCUUCCAGCUUCCCCCAGCUGUCGGAGAUGCUGCAGCGCGUGUGCAUGCAGCUAUCGGAUCUGGCACCCAAUAUGACUCUUCUCAUUGCCAAGACCAUCACGGAGCUACUGUGCAGCGAAUACCUCAGCUCCAACUGCAUUCCCACCACCAAUCUGGAACGCCUUUUGAGAUUCUCCACCCGCCUGUGUGCCUUUGCUCCGCUAAAGAGCUCCAUGCUGUCCAUCUUGUCUGGGAAGUUCUGGGAGCUCUUUCAGUCCCUGCUGGCGCUGAAUGAAUUCAACGAGGUUGUGUCCAACUGCCAGGAGGCAGUGCAUCGCAUAUUGGACAGCUUCCUGGACUCGGGCAUAUCGCUGAUCUCGCACAAAUCGACGGCUUUGCCUGCUCUCAAUCUUUCGGCGGCUUUGCCUCCCAAGGAACUGAUACCCCGGAUUAUCGAUGCUGUGUUUAGUAACCUGACCAGCGUGGAGGUCACCCAUGGCAUCUCCAUUCUGGCGGUUCGCAAUCUGGUUAUACUCACUGAACACGACUUUACCUUCUACCACCUCGCGCAGCUCCUGAAGCAAAAGAUAACCGAGUUCCAGGCAUGGAUGGAGCGCGUGAUCCUACACAACGAAACGGUGGAGUACAAUGCCAACAUCGAGUCGCUGAUUCUGCUGCUGCGCUCCUUGACCCAAAUAGAACCACCGCCCGCCAUGACGGCCAUGCCGCAUCGCACUCUCAAAUUGGGCGCCGUGGAGCUUGCCCAGCUGGUGGAAUUCCAGGACAUUGAACUGGCCAAGCCCCCCGUUCUGAGUCGCAUACUCAAGGUAAUGGAAAAGUACAAGGCGGUGGCCAAUGAGGCGGCCCUUUGUGACCUCAAGCAGCUGAUCCUGCUGCAGGCCUCCAAGCAGGAGAUUAACGCCGGAGCAAGUACCGAAGCCCCCGCUGAAACUGAGGGAAGUGGAGAUGCAAAUCUCUCUGCCAAUGCUGGAAGCUUGGCGCUAAGCAUUGAACCCUACCUGCCCCAGGCCGAGGGCAUUGUCAGCCAGUAUGAGGCGCGCCCUAUCUUUACAAGAUUCUGUGCCACCGCCGAGAAUCCACAACUCACGGCGCGCUAUUGGCUGGAGCCGCUGCCCAUUGAGAUGAUCGAGGACAUGAACGAGCCGCUCUACGAACGCAUUGCCUGCGAUCUCACCGAUCUGGCCAAUGUGUGCCUCAAUCCGGACCUGAAUACAGCCGGGGAUACCAAGAGGACUUUAAAUUUGUCCGGUUCGCCGCAAUCCAAUCGGGAGAUGACCCCAACGGCGCCUUGUUUCCGCACCCGACGCGUGGAAGUGGAACCCGCCACGGGAAGGCCCGAAAAGAAGAUGUUUGUGUCUUCGGUCAGGGGACGUGGCUUUGCUCGUCCUCCUCCCUCCAGAGGCGAUCUGUUCCGCUCACGUCCACCCAACACUUCGAGACCGCCAUCCCUGCAUGUUGAUGAUUUCCUGGCUUUGGAGACUUGUGGCGCCCAGCCCACCGGACCCACGGGCUACAACAAGAUACCUUCCAUGCUAAGGGGCUCCCGGGUGGGACGCAAUCGCGGUUCACGCAUUUCGGCAGCGGCUGCCUUUAGGCAAAAGAAGCUAAUGCGCAUUGGUUCGCCCUCCAGUUGGGCAGAGUCACCGGGAUCCUACCGCUCCGGCAACUCGGAGUCGCAUUUCAGCGGCAGCGAUUCGCAUUAUUCCUCGCCCCACUACAGCGGCCGUUCCCGUGGACGUGGCCUGCGCUCACGACCAUCCUACUUGCGUUAGGAAGAUAUACUUUCUAGUUUUAGUUUUUAGGUUUUAGUUUCCUUUUACUGCUGUAUUUUGUACAUAAGCUAAAAGUUAAUUUUCAGUAAUUAUACUCUGCAAACGUA